AUGCCAAACCCAACCAUCAGCGCUGAAGCCACGCGCUUGGCAGCUACAACGUCGUCCGAGGCCAAAGAGUCUCUAGUCAACAUUCCCGCUGUCAAUGUCACUAGCACCGGCGAAGAAAAACAAAUCGAUCUCUCCACCACCGACAACGUCAAACUCUCCGACUCGCAGUUCACCAUCCGCGAAGGCGGGUACGGCUGGGUCAACGUAGUCUGUAGUAUCUUCCUCAACGCCGUAACGUGGGGCGUGAACACCACCUUUGGCGUUUAUUUCUCCUAUUACCUCCAACAUGACUACUUCACUGGCGCCACCCCUAUACGAUAUGCGUAUGUUGGCGGACUCUCGGUAGCAUCGUGCAUGCUGGUCGCCCCCUUCGUCAACCUUCUCUGGCGUUCGACGGGCUGGUUCAAAACCCCGCUCAUCCUCGGUGCAAUCUUGGUCAGUAUGGGCCAGAUCGGCGCUGGGUUGUGCAAGACCUAUGUACAGCUCUUAUUCACGCAAGGAUUCGUUUUCGGCGUCGGGUUGGGAUUGACAAUGAUUCCAACACAGCCAUUGUUGAGCCAGUGGUUUCGACGCAAGCUCAGCUAUGCGCAGGGUCUGUCUGCUGCUGGAAGCGGGCUGGGCGGCUUGGUUUUGGCCAAUACUACACGAUACUUGAUUCAGGAGAAAUCGCUGCAGUACGCGCUUAUCUGUAACGGCAUCGUCUCGUUUGUCGUGCUCGUACCUUGCAUCAUGCUGAUGAAAUCUACAGAACCACAAACGAUGCGUUUCCUUCCUUCGCGCUUUCGCCGCAGUAACAAACUCGAGGCCGGUCUACAAGUCACAACAGCAGCGAAGAUAAAAAAGAAUCCACUCGAACUCAAAUGGAUCUUGCAUCCGGGCUACGCUUUCAUCCUGCUGUUUGGCGUGUUCAGCAUGAUCGGUUACUUUGUCGCCAUCUAUACGCUCGCUGCUUACGCUACGUCCGGCUUGGGCCUGACGCAGAAACAGGCUUCGACGCUGCAGUCGAUCUUGGCAGCGGGACAGAUGAUUGGACGUCCAGUGUGCGGUUUGCUGCUCGACUUAAUCGGUCGCCACCCUUGCACGAUCAUGAUCCAGACGCUUGCUGGGCUGACGUGCUUCGCCUUUUGGCUUCCCGCACGCUCCUUCGGUCUGCUUGUCGUAUUUUCGAUUACUCAGGGCUUGCUGGGUGGAACGGUGUGGUCCAGUGUAGCACCAUUGUCGGCGGAAGUGGUGGGCAUCAGAGACUUACCCUCGGCCUUGGCGGUGUUCUGGCUGGUCACAGGCGUCAUUCCAGGUCAAUUUGGUCAGCCGAUGGCUGUGGCGCUGAUUAACUACAGUCGGGACCAUUUACACAGAAGCGGUGCAAAUGCGUAUCUCAUCUCGAUCGGUUUCUGCGGUGCGUGCUUCGUCAUGAGCGGUAUAUCGCUUUGCUUCAGUUCGAGAUUCGUCAGGUCGAGAAACAAAGCUCAACAAUUGGAGAGCGUCGAGCAGACUGUCGAUAAAGCUUUACCAUCAACAGCGACAGUCCAGGCAUCCGAAAAAAUGUAA
Molecule: messenger RNA, 1548 nt
Organism: Mycosarcoma maydis (corn smut)
Lineage: Eukaryota; Fungi; Basidiomycota; Ustilaginomycetes; Ustilaginales
Exons: 1
Coding region: 1-1548 (515 amino acids)
Biological process (GO): transmembrane transport
Molecular function (GO): transmembrane transporter activity
Source: RefSeq, a predicted model, not a curated record